AUGGGAGACAAAAACUAUCGGAAGAGGACACGCGACCCUGUUCAGAGCGAUCAAAAAAACGAAGCCCCUGUAAAACGCCGCAGACAGCUUAGUGAGGAACAAAUUAAGCUCUCCAAACUCUACGAUGAUUUGGCAGCCGAAUCGGAUGAUGUGCGUUUCGACGCCGCAAAAGAGCUCAUUCUGAAGUUCUCGCCUGGCAACCAGCCGGCUGCCAAAGAUGUCGAAACUGCCUUGGGUCGCCUCAUCAAAGGUCUCUGCAGCCAGCGGAAAGCGGCGCGUGUUGGCUUUUCACUCACUCUCACUGAGCUUCUUCGAGAGAUAUUCGGCCAGAGAGAAAUUACAAUCGAGGGCUUAGAUCUUGACGUGGCCUCACUUAUCAAACUUGUUGAGGAGAAAACCAAGGUUGAGGGCAAUGUACCCGGAAGAGAGAGACGUGAUCACCUCAUUGGCAAGCUCUUUGGCUACAAGGCUGUUCUGCAGUCUUCCAUUGUGAUCGAGCCGGAACUUUCCAUGGUAUGCUGGAACAAGCUUCUGGACCACAUCUACGGAAUGGCACGCGAUGUUCCCUGGCUACGCGAAGAAUGUGGCAUGGUUCUCGUGGAAGCGGCGAAGAGUCUGCGAGGUCGGAAAGAGUAUGAGGAAUGCGCAAAAGAGAUGAUUGGUCGCCUCAGCGCCUUUAAACUCACCUCGAUACCCGAAGCGGUGGCUAUCUGGUUGACUGUGCAGGUAGACUAUGGGGAUGUACUACCGGACGGUGUAUGGCAUAGUAAAGACCCAUUGUCGAAGAAAGAGCGUCCUCGGUUAGCCAAGAUCUUGAAAGAGAACUAUCAAGGCGCGCAAGAGGAUGGCAGUGGAGAGCCUGUCAAAUCAGGCGUAGCGAGUCCUAAUCCUACGUUUGCGUGGAAUCUGGUUCUCUCGGAGAUCUUGCGUAGAGAUGGGCAGAUCACGGGCGCGAAACAGGAGUCUUCUAAGACAGAGUUUCCUCAGUUCUGGAUUGACACAGUAGACAGUGAGUACGCAAUGCUUUUCUUGGGAAACAUCAACUCACAAACCAUAGGUAACCUCUUCGCUUCAACCUCAUCCCACGAGCGCAAGGCAUGGGGCUUUAAGCUACUGAGCAGCAUGAUUAUUCAGGUCCCGGAAAGCGCCCUCCCGUCUUUAUUUAGUCCCAAUCUCAUGCGAACACUCAUCAACCAGAGCAAGAAGGAAGACAGGUUUCUUCACUCUGCAGCGUUGGCUGCUCUCAAUUCGAUACAGGCGAAAAUUCAGCAUGAGCCCAAAUCCGCCCUACCAAUUUUCGUCGCCCUUUCUUCGAAGCAUGGAAGCAUUGACUUUGAUAAGAUCACGAAGACAAAGACUCUUGAGCAGAUUCUAUCUGUGGCCGAAGACGACGUCCUGAAGAAGAUCGUACGCCACCUGAAUUCACUGAUUCUGCGGCCCGAGACCGAGGAGCAGGCGAUUGCUGAUAGUCGCCGCCAAAACAUUGCGGACUUGCUCUUGAACACGAUCAAGCACUACAGGCGUUAUGAAGAGGCCUCUGAUGAUCUUGCUGAGAAAGACGGUUGGCUUUACAAGACUCUAGAAGUCUUUGUCGAGUAUGCCUACUUUGUCCCCAGCCAAAGCGCAAAGACUAGCAAAGUGCCUCUUCCUGCGUUGAGCGACCGAACCCGGCAAAUAUUCCAAGAACGUCUCUCUUCUUGCUUGACAAAGCUACUUAGCGUUGAUGUAGGCUCACGCUCAACCUUCGCUCUCACAAUCGUGGGCAUGAUUCGAUCCAAGAAUGCAUCAUCCAAGUCUUUGGAUUUGGCUUUCAAAGCAGAUGAAUCGGUUACCAAGACACUGGAAAAGGCCUCCCAAACCUUGGAUGCUAUCUCUGCAAAGGGCUCGAUCGCUGGAAACAAGAUGGCAGCCGAAGGGUUCAUCCUCCUGUACUCCCUGACACUUCUUCAAGUUUACAAUGGUGAAGGCGACGCCGUCAUGAUGCUUGAUGACCUCGACGUCUCGCGCAAGUCAAUGCUUAAGAAAGCAAAGGGCACUGCUGAAGAAGGCUCAGAUGUGUUUGUGGAGAUUGUCCUGAGCUUUUUAGGAAACCCUCGUACGCUGUUCCGCAAAAUUGGUGAAGAAGCCUUGUCUAUCUUUGCAUCCGAGAUAACUGCAGAGGGCUUGAGCUCGCUGACAGACAUCCUGGAUACGGAGGAAAACGUGGAGGGACAGAAGGAGCUCUUCAACAAUCAAGAAGACGAAAACGAGGAAGACGACGGAUCUAGCGAUGAUUCAGAGGCGGACUCGGAUGUCGAAAUGGUUGAUGGCGAAGACGAGGGGUCAGAAAAGGACGAAUCCGAGGACUCAGACGAUACUAGUGACGAGGAUGCCAGCGGUAGUGACGACGGAAGUGAAGACGAUGCGGAACUGACCCAGUUCAACAACUUGCUGGCCAUGACGCUGCAGACCUCGAAACCCGACGUCGAUGGCGAAGCUGCUGAAGACACCUCGGACGAAUCAGACAUGGAUGACGAGCAAAUGAUGGCUCUCGACCCUCAUCUCAGUCAAAUCUUCAAGCAAAGAAGCCAGGUCACAAGCAAGAAGAAGGAUAGAGAAGACGCUAAACAGAAUGUCGUCCAGUUCAAAGCGAAGGUCUUGGACCUCCUCGCGAUAUACUUGGAGAAGCAGUACUCCAACCCACUUACUCUCAACGUCCUACUGCCGAUUGUCCGCCGCACAAGGGCGAGCGCGAAUAAGCAGCUUGCGGAGAAGGCAUCGAAGAUGCUCAAGACGUUCUUCGACUCUCGCAACAAGCAUAAGGCGCCACUACCAAAGCCGGACGAUUUGGAUUCUGUCUGGGACGUUCUGAAAGAGAUUCACGAGGAGGCCAAGUUGGGUGGUGGUGCGAAGAUCCACGCCGAUGCGUGUAGUAGCGCCAGCUUACACGUUGUCAAGAUACUCAUUGGACUAGAUAAGGAGCAUUAUGCCGGUGUAGUGGAUGUCUAUGCGGCGACUCAGAAAGAGUGGUUCAUGAACAAGAAAUCACCUCUGCAGCCUAUGUUGUUCACGGCUUUCCAGAAUUGGUCGCUCAAUGCAAGGCAGCAGGGAAGAUAGGAGGGUAGUUCGGGUGAGAGUGAGACAUUUGUAAUAACAGAAGCGCAAGAUACCCGCUUGAUAGCAAUGUAAAUAACAUGAAUGAGCGACGAAAUUG
Molecule: messenger RNA, 3193 nt
Organism: Parastagonospora nodorum SN15
Lineage: Eukaryota; Fungi; Ascomycota; Dothideomycetes; Pleosporales; Phaeosphaeriaceae
Exons: 3
Coding region: 1-3096 (1031 amino acids)
Biological process (GO): regulation of DNA-templated transcription
Cellular component (GO): nucleolus
Molecular function (GO): transcription factor binding; rDNA binding
Source: RefSeq, a predicted model, not a curated record